GCAUCAGAGUUAUGUGAUCGUUUGCACACUCGGAAGUUAGCAUUCACAUAUGACUCAUUGAAAGAAGUCAUAGUUCACACAAAGUAUAAGUGGAAAUGUCGGAUUCAGUUAUGGAUGUAGAUAUGGAACAACGUCUGGAACUAACUGAGUCUCUUCUAAACGGAUCGUUGCGUGAAGACACAUCGAGUAUUCCACUGAAAGAAGAUAUAAAUCUGUCUGUAGUUUCUGCCGUAAGCUGUGUAUUGUCAAUGAUAGGCGCAGUUCUCAUCGUUAUGACCUACAUUUUCAUUCCGUGCAUACGAAAUACGACCAGGAAAAUGGUGACUUGCCUGACCAUUGCCGAUUUCCUCACACCAGCCGGUUACAUGGCUGCCAUUGCCUACUAUAACCCUCACGUGACAAGAAGCGAGUGGCAGACAUUCUGUGUGGUGCAAAGUGCUUUGACGACCUAUUCAAGUCUAGUGUCGUUCAACCUUACGGUGGCGAUUGCGCUGUAUUUGUUCAUAUCAAUCUACAAAGUAAGAAUGUCUGAUCAAAGAUUUAUUACCGUGUCAAACUUGGUGUCCUGGAUCGUGCCUGCCAUCAUUAUCAUCGUAGCGUUGUCCGAUGAGAUGCUAGGGCAAGUCGUUGAUAAUAAGGAACCCAUUGGAACUGGACCUUGGUGUUGGAUAAAAUGGAGCCAAUCCACUCGUAAAAAAUCAUUGAUAUACAUGUUUGUGGCUGGAAAAGGCUGGGAGAUAUUAUGCUACCUUCUGACAGCGUCGUGUUAUGUUCUUCAUAAACUACAGUUGUUUCUUUACCAAAGGUACAGAUCAUUGGCACAGGACAAUCCUAAUUUACGACCAGAUGAUAUAAAAUUCCUCUAUAUCUGGAUAAUAUUGCUUGCACUCCGUAUUUGGGGUACCAUUCGGUUCUUCAUGACAUCAGUGCUUGGCCUAGAAAAAACCGUCUAUGCUUUGCUUUAUCUACAAGCCAUCGGUGACCCUUCUCAAGCCUUCUUCAAUUUCAUUUUGUUCUGUAUAGUGGACACCGAAGUACGUCGAGAGCUCUACUAUGGCAUCUUUUGUGAUGCACCAGAAAAGGCAAAACGACAUGCACUCAAUGAACGAGAUGUGAUCUUAGAAGGCGAUGAAUUGGAAUCCGAACAAACAAAUUUGAUCAGGUCGAACAGGCAGUUAGAUUUUAUUAUUGGUGGAGAUUGGUCGGAUACUGAAACAACAGAAUCGGAUCAAUCGUUGCAGGAAGUUGGUGCCAGCAAUAAAACUUAUGGCGCAGUUAACGAACAUAUGCCUGUAGCGAUACAUUCAAGCAGAACGGACAGCCCGUCUUCCGCGAAAAUACAAAUUUAAACAGUCUUAACUUAAUAAACAAAUAUUGAUUUUCCAAGCUGUGGACAACAAACAUCAAAUAGUGAACGAAAAAACAUAAUCACAAAUACAUUUGGGUUUAUAGUCUUUUCACAUACGUUAAUGUCGCCAUUACUCGAUGCCAUAUAUUUGUGCAAAACAACACCUUAUUCAUUGGAUAAAAUGAGUUGAGAAAAAAAAAGCAUGAAGUGGCUUGAUUUUCCUUCGUUAAGGUUUCGAUUAGGCUUUCAUAAAACAUUUAUCGAUCAAUCAUAUUAUAAUGUACUAUAUUCUUUUAAAUAUUCCAAAUAAAAGAAUAUGACUAGAGUUAUGGCUAACAUGGUAACCGAAAUAAACAUGUUACAAAUCUUUCUUCUCCAAAAUUAAUCGGGCUUGAGGUUAUAUGUAUUGACAUUGUUUAUUGUUUAUUGGGCCUCAAAUUAAGGCGUUAAAAUCAUGGCUGACAGGGAUAAUCACGUCUUUCGAUUGUUAAAAAGUAAUCAUAUUUAUAUGUACAAUGAAUGAUAUUGCUUUAUUUUGAUAACUUCAGUAAUCAUGUUGCAUACUGUGUCAUCGUCUUUAACGUAAAAAUCCUUAACCUUUGAUGCAGCGUAUAUUAGCAAAAUGGAAUGACUUUUUUACAUUUGUACUAUGCAUUUAAAUACAGUGUAAGACACGACACGUACAAUCUAUUUUCGAUUUAAAGUUAGGCGUCCGAUGCUAGUUUCAUUCGAAGCACAGUUUUGUUCAACAUAUCUUAUUUUGAAUAAAUGAAGCAUUCAGUAUGUGUAAUCAUGUGUAAAGGGAUACACUCAUCACGCGAUCGUGUUACCAAAUCUCUACGGAGUAACCACAUGUUAAACAAAACUUUAACAUGACGAAAGAUUAAAUGCGAUAAUACCGGAACUUCAUGAAGUUAAGCGGUGCCUCGGUGAUAUUUAAUAAGUGUCAUGGUAGAUCGUAUGUAGUUUUUUUAAUAUAAAUACACAUAUAUUUACUCAAAUAGUGUCAAUUGCAAUUGGUAUAGUAAAGAUUCAUCAUUAACGUAUAUUGCGCUGUCUUACUGAAAGACCAUUUAAACAAUACAAAAGUGUUUUUUAUCCCGAUACUACGGCGUACAUGUACGUCUUUCUGUUGUUUGCAGUAAGGAUAAAUUAGGGCCAUAUAUUUUGUUCCAUAAACGAAAUUCUUUAAACAUAGUGUUUUGCCUUUCAGCUUAUCUGAUUUACUCGGAGAAUUGAGUUUUAUCUCUCCGCGUUUUGAAAUUUGAUAGAACUAUUUACUUCUGUCUAUGGUAUU
Dreissena polymorpha is the source of this 2645-nucleotide messenger RNA. Its product is annotated as G-protein coupled receptor 157-like. The transcript has 5 exons. Gene Ontology annotation, molecular function: G protein-coupled receptor activity. The record is from RefSeq and is a predicted model, not a curated record. NCBI's taxonomy places the organism in Eukaryota, Metazoa, Mollusca, Bivalvia, Myida, Dreissenidae. Bases 96 to 1349 code for a protein of 417 amino acids. Gene Ontology annotation, biological process: adenylate cyclase-activating G protein-coupled receptor signaling pathway; cell surface receptor signaling pathway. Gene Ontology annotation, cellular component: plasma membrane.